UGAAGUAUCUGCCGGUGGUAUUACGAUCUCAGUGUUGAUAUUAGUGUUUAUUCGGUGCCAUUUCGUCGCGGCGACUGGACGUCCACUCGCGUGGUCACUUCCCAUAUAAACACAACCUUAUAAAUAAUAAUAAUAAAAUAUUCCGAACUAAGUCACUUACUAUGAAGUACUCGCAGCUCGGCACCACCGAGUUAAAGGUGUCGCACAUUGCUGUCGGUGGUGCUGCAUUUAGCAAUAUUUACGGAAAAUACGACGAAAGCCGUGGAAUAGAACUGGUGAAGGAAACCCUGAAACGUGGCAUCAACUACCUGGAGACAGGACCCUGGUACGGCCAAGGCAGUUCAGAGAGGACUAUUGGAAAAGCUCUCAAAGACGUGCCCAGGAACAGUUUUUACAUCGGAAGUAAAGUAGGCCGGUAUGAGAAAGAAACACACAGAAUGUUUGACUUCUCAGCGGAGAAGACGGAGGCUGGAGUGAGCAGCACCCUCGAGCGACUGGGGCUCGAGUACGUGGACUUGAUACAGGUCCACGACGCUACGUUCGCGCCGGACCUGUCCGUCGUUCUGAAGGAGACCUUGCCGACCCUGGCGCGAGUGGUGUCCGAGGGCCGCGCGAGGUACAUCGGCCUCGCCGACUACGACCUGGACCUCAUGCAGGAGAUCGUCGAGGAGUCCCACGUCAAGAUCUCCACCAUCUCAUCUUACGCCAAGUCCACGUUAUUCGACAACCGUCUUCAGAACUACAUCGGAUACUUUAAGAGUAAGGGUGUGGGUGUGAUCAACGCGGCGGCCACCGGCAUGGGCCUGCUGUGUAACUCGGGGCCGCAGCCCUGGCACCCCGCCAGCGACGACAUCAAGGCCCUCUGUAGGAGCGCCUCCGAGUACUGUCGGUCACAAAACGUUGAGCUGGCUCGCCUGGCGACCUGGUUCACUCUGAACCAGCCGGGUAUAGACACCAACAUCUGCGGCUUCUUCAACCUGGAACAGUUGAACGACACCGUGGACGUCCUCGAGCAGGGGCUCACGGAUCAUGAGAGAAGAGUCUUGGAAGAGUUACAGCUAAGGUACUUCGAUAAAGUCACUCUUCACUGGGAUAACGUUGAGCUGCCUGUUUAUAAAUCUAGAAUGGAGAAACUGCAGACGCCAUGAGGGGAAUCAUAGUAACCUAUACCAAUAAGAAUUGACUUCGUCCUGUAUAACCGCACAUGUUAUUUGGUUUAAAUUAAACAAAAGUAACUUUUUUAAA
Messenger RNA from Danaus plexippus (monarch butterfly), 1245 nucleotides. RefSeq lists its product as uncharacterized. The record is from RefSeq and is a predicted model, not a curated record. Bases 162 to 1148 code for a protein of 328 amino acids. Gene Ontology annotation, cellular component: cytosol. NCBI's taxonomy places the organism in Eukaryota, Metazoa, Arthropoda, Insecta, Lepidoptera, Nymphalidae. The transcript is spliced from 7 exons. Gene Ontology annotation, molecular function: L-galactose dehydrogenase activity.